UAUAAUACAUCCACCACUGCUUAGUGACGAGCAAUAUCGGGCAACUGUUUUUGUAAUAAGAGAACAUAAUACUACAGAGAAUUCUUCAGCUUAUCAAGAAUUGUACUUCAGAACGCCAUCCACAGCUCCUCCUACAAUAGCAAAUCUGGAAGUUAUUGAGAUUGAUACCAAUCAAGAUAUAUUACACUUGCGAUGGUUAAUUCCACUCACAUCUUCAAAAACACACUUUCACUAUUAUAACGUUGUCACUUAUUGCAAUCAUGUCAAGUCUAUUAAAGUGACAAUUAAUAAAUUCUGCAAUUUGUGGGAUGAUUAUGUUUGCGUGAAUCUUUACAAAAGAUGUUUCAACAUUCAGAUUUUUGAGAUACAUAAAAAUGGCACAGCUUUAAGCCAACCGUCUAGUGUUUCUCAAGAAAUGUUUGCUACUACCAAGCCAGAGAAACCUGCAUCUGUUAGUUACACAUUACACGAUAACAGUAUAAUCACUUUACUAUGGUAUCAUCCUUGGAAGACAAAUCGUCAACUAAAAUGUUUUCUCAUCGACAUAGAAGAAAAUACUUCAUAUCUGAAACAGCGCAUUUCUCAAUCAACUGCAAAAAAGAAAUAUGAAUAUUCAGUAGAAGAAUAUAUGCGUAAUUAUACCAAGCUGUUACAUUUAUACCCAUCAACAUUGUAUCGUAUCUAUAUUCGAUCUAUGACUAUCACAAACGAGACCAGUUUGUACAAUUAUGUAAAUGUACAGACACCGUCAACCGCAACGUUUGAUGGCGAUUUACACGACGUACCGGAUGAAUUUAAUUCUACUAUCUCGUUACAAGUGCCGCAUAUUCUUAAUGAUACGUAUGAUAGUUGUAUACACAUCAUUGUGAAAGGACCUACUCGGUGUAAGAAUUCAAAAAUACCUGACAAUUUACUAAACCUGGCGAAUGUGAAAAAGAAUGAUGUCGCUUGGCAAGCUGCUGAAGUCUCG
Pseudomyrmex gracilis is the source of this 970-nucleotide messenger RNA. RefSeq lists its product as uncharacterized. The transcript is spliced from 4 exons. Gene Ontology annotation, molecular function: protein binding. The annotation marks the transcript as partial. NCBI's taxonomy places the organism in Eukaryota, Metazoa, Arthropoda, Insecta, Hymenoptera, Formicidae. The record is from RefSeq and is a predicted model, not a curated record.